AUGUGCAUGCUUACGCACAUCACCUACGAUAUUCUUGUGAGUAGCGUUGCGGAGAAUCCUGUGGAGGAUCAUACGCUUAUCAACGCGUCCAUCUACAGCCUUGUGGAUGGGUCGGUGAAGACCUACAUGUUCCGGAAGGACUUCCAUACGCUGGAAAAGGCGAUAGCGGAACAAGAAGACUUCAGCCUGAGACAGUCUCAGGCUAACUCGUCCAAGUAUCGUCCGACGAGGCGACAGGAAACAGGCGGUCCUGAACCAAUGGACAUCUGUUACAUCAAGAGCGAGAACUCUCGCUCUCUGAGUCGCAAGCGAACGGCAAGAUGCCAUCGCUGUCAGAAGAUUUGA
Molecule: messenger RNA, 345 nt
Organism: Peronospora matthiolae
Lineage: Eukaryota; Oomycota; Peronosporomycetes; Peronosporales; Peronosporaceae
Source: the annotation of a GenBank genome assembly